AUGGCACGGAAAGCGAAGAAGGAAGCUCCUGCCCCUAAAGUGAAGGCCUUGAAAGCUAAGAAGGCAGUGCUGAAAGGCGUCUACAGCCACAGAAAGAAGAUCCAAACAUCACCCACCUUCUGGCGGCCCAAGACCCUGCGGCUCCGGAGGCAGCCAAAAUGUCCUCUAACGAGUGAGCCCAGGAAAAAUAAGCUUGACCACAUCAAACUCCCCCUCACCACCAAGUCAGCCAUGAAGAAGACAGAGGACAACACACUUGUGUUCACCAUGGAUGACAAGGCCAACAAGCACCAGAUCGAACAGGCCGUGAAGAAACUCUAUGACAUUGAUGUGGCCAAAGUCAAUACCCUGAUAAGGCCUGAUGGAGAGAAGAAGGCGUAUGUUCACUUGGCUCCUCAUUAUGAUGCUCUAGAUGUUACCAAGAUUGGGAUCCUCUAAACUGAGUCCAGAUGGCUAAUUCUAAAUAGACACUUUUUUUUUCACCAUAA
Molecule: messenger RNA, 488 nt
Organism: Apodemus sylvaticus (European woodmouse)
Lineage: Eukaryota; Metazoa; Chordata; Mammalia; Rodentia; Muridae
Product: 60S ribosomal protein L23a-like
Exons: 1
Coding region: 1-438 (145 amino acids)
Biological process (GO): ribosomal large subunit assembly; translation
Cellular component (GO): ribosome; cytosolic large ribosomal subunit
Molecular function (GO): structural constituent of ribosome
Source: RefSeq, a predicted model, not a curated record